AUGAAGCUCCUAUCCUUUGUUCCGCUCAUAGCCGCAUCGACCUCCACAAAAGUUUAUGACAGCAAGACUAUCGUAUCGGUCACCUCCGCCGAUGCUUUCGUCGACGUCCGGGAUGUCCCAAAGCGUCUCGAAGAUGCCAAGGUCGCGCUCAAGCCUGAAAUGGCCGCCUUCCUGAAGACGGCAACUAUCAAGACUUUGAAGUCCUCGGGCUUGCAGGUGGUUGCUACUUCCGAGGACACAGUGAGCUCCGACGAUCUUUGUGCCUACUUGAAGGACGCGGCCUCCAAACUCUCCGGUCUGGACUGUGAAUGCUCUCCCAAUUUCGCCACCAAGGAAGAGGACACCAGUAACGAUCUCGGCGUGAAUGACCCGAAUGCUUCGUGGCAAAGAGCAUUCAAGCGGAUGAACAUGGAAGAUGUAUGGAGAGUGUCAGCGCCCUAUGUGAGACAGACCGUCAACGUAGCCGUUAUGGACAGCGGCCUCAACUUCAGCGAUCCUGAGAUCGCUCCUUAUCGGGGUACCUUUCGUAAGAAAAGCGGCGGGUUUAUCCGAGGUGGCUGGAACUUCGUGGACGACUCCUCAAACAUAACAUCGGUUAAUCAGCAUGGUCAGAGGUGUGCCAGACUCAUCGCGGCCAGGAAGAACAAUAGCAACGAUAUGGCCGGAAUGUCGUCCAACGUACGUUUGGUGUCGUUAAAAACCCAGCGACCUGAUGGUACUGGUAGCUGGGUACAUAUGGCUGAAGCCAUGGACAUGGCCGUCGAUAUUGGAGUCGAUGUCGUAUCAAUCUCACUGGGAGAAUUCAUAUCAAAGAGCUACGGCGACAUGGUGCUGGGCAAGGCCUUCAAAGCAGCAACUGACCAGAACAUCAUUGUCGUCGCCUCCGCUGGUAACGAUGGACUGCGAGCUGACGAAUACUAUCCCUGCUCACUGCCAGGCGUGAUCUGUGUGGGUGCUCUCAGGAACCAGGACACUCUUGAAAUGGCUGAUUUCAGCAACUACGGUGAUAACGUCGACAUAGCUGCCUACGGCUCUGGAAUCUACACCGGUGCUAACAGAUUAUCCUCGGGCACAUCCUUCGCCUGUCCUAUUGUCGCUGGAGCAGCCGCGAUCUUGCUUUCUAUGGGCGUUAAGCCAAAGUACGUUGCUGACAUGCUCACCCACAACGUUGAUCGGUUCAGUAGCCCUUCGAGGCCCAUCGAGGCGCAUGCUGGAGCUUUGAACCCGCUCGAAGUUGUCAAGUUGGCGAUUGAUUAUCCUAUUUUGAGAGGAACCCGCUGA
Perkinsus marinus ATCC 50983 is the source of this 1281-nucleotide messenger RNA. Its product is annotated as Thermitase, putative. NCBI's taxonomy places the organism in Eukaryota, Perkinsozoa, Perkinsida, Perkinsidae. The coding region runs from base 1 to 1281 and encodes 426 amino acids. The record is from RefSeq and is a predicted model, not a curated record. Gene Ontology annotation, molecular function: serine-type endopeptidase activity. Gene Ontology annotation, biological process: proteolysis. The transcript has a single exon.